AUGCCGAGCGGGACGCCAGUCCAUCAUCGCCAUGCGACUCCGAAGCCCACCGUGGCAGAGCGGCCGCAUGGGAAUAAGGAGGCGCCCCCACAGGUGAUACCUAUGACCAAUGUUAUGCCAGGGGAUAGUCCCUUCGUCACGUGGGACCAAUUUCAGUCCGCUAUGAGUGUGAUAAGAACUGUUAUAGGGGGGACCGUGGGAUCCGGCGCAACGACUCUCAUACUACCAGAAGACGGCAGCACUAUGCAGGCCUUUCUGCUGCGCAUCGAGCGCCGGCCGCGUAUCCAUGGCAAAGGGAUGAUGUGUGCGGUAGCGACAGGUCCUAAUGCCAUUCCAGUCUCCCUUGACUGGGGAAACCAACUCCUCAGCACUGCGGAAAGAACUAAUACGAGCGAUGGGCACGCGGAAGGGACCCAGCCGCUUUCGGAAACGCGGCGGAAGUCUGGGUCAGCGUCGAUCCUGAGUGAAGAGACUCCGGAAGCGACGGCAGAUAGCAGCAGGAAGUCUGCAGAGGCAACAGAAGACGGCUAUAGGUCAGACGCGACAGAGAUUGUGCCACACUGGUGGCGGGAGACUUGCACGAAAGAGUCUUACAACCAAGGGGAAGCGUUGUGUUGUGUGGGCGCGACGGCUGUACUUCGCGUUGAGUUCGCAGGGAGUCGUUGUGAGGCCCUCUUGGACACUGGGGCUUCGAGAAGUUUCAUUAGUCCUCAAACAGUCGAACGACUGCAGCUGAAAGUGCGGAGACUUCCAAAAGAGCAUAAGUUCACCGUAGCUACAGGCGCACAACUACGCAUUGAUCGGGUUGUGACGGGAUUGACGAUGUGGUGCGGACAUGCAUGUUUUUCCUGGGACUUUUUAGUGGGAACCGUUCCCUAUGACUUAGUCUUGGGUUCGGAUUGGCUGACGGAACACAAGGUGGCCUGGUAUUUCCAGUCUGACAAACUCCAAACCUAUGUAAAUGGCCAGUGGUGCGAGUUACCGGUCGUUCGGACUGGUGAAGCAACGCUGCGAGGUGACAGUCCCACCGUAGCCCACAGAAGGGCCCCAGCAGAGCAAGCAUAUGAGAUAUUGGCCAAACAAGUGGCGGGCAUGUCAGCCGAGGAGGCAGCUAUAUUCCUACGGCCGCCUCCAAGGAGGUAUAAGUCCCACGCGAAGACUAAGGCGAAGGCGCGGAUAACGUCUCUAGUUCGUCAGGCGGCGGCUGACACAAAGAAUCUCAGGGCUCCAUUGCACGGUUUGCAUCUCUUACUGGCUUUGACCGAAGUCGGUUUGGCAGUGCCCCUAAGGCUCUCGGAUGAACGGCAAGGCACGCUUUGUUGCGCGUUAAUUGGAUAUCAAACCACGUCCUCUGGCUGGCGUAGUCCUUUGGCCUCAACCGCCUCGGUGGCAGCAGAGACUGACGAGGAGUCUCCCUGGCCUAUGGCAAAACUCGAGCACACUCUGUUCGACGAAUGGAUAAAUUCGACUGAGGCGCAGGAUAUUCCAUCGAAAUCUGCAAUAUACCGUAUGACCCCAGAUCAGCUCACAUUCCACAAACAGAAGAUAGCUAAAUUAUCGGAAAAUGGUUGGAUCGGACCGACCUAUUCGCCUAUUUGCUCUCCUACGAUCAUGGUGGACAAACGUGAUGAUGGCUCCGGGGAGCGGAAGAUGCGUAUGGUUCUCAAUUACCAGGCUCUAAAUGCCCUUACGAUAGUCCCUGAUUUCCCACUACCUCCCAUCCAAACUAUUCUGGAGAUGCUGGGAGGCGCCAAGUACUUUUCCACCUUGGAUCUUGAAGCAGGGUUCCAUCAAAUACGUAUGACUAAGGAAGACCGUUCGGAUCUCUCUGGGCGCGUUUCUCUCCUGCGACAAGUCCUCAGCAUUUUCCUUAGACACCAGUUCUACCCAAAAUUCCGCAAAUGCAAGUUUGCAAGGCAAAUAAUCACAUAUUUGCGUUUUACCAUUUCUGCUGCGGGGAUCAAACCUGCAGAAGAUAAAAUCGAAGCCAUCCGGCAUUGGCCAGAGGUGCUGGAGAAUGAAACGCAAGUGCGCCAGUUCCUCGGUACCAUAAAUCACUGUCGCAUGUUCAUGGGACCGGACUAUACAGACGUUGCCCGGCCGCUGGUUGAUCUAACGCUUAAAGACGUCAGUUUCGAAUGGACAGAGCAUCAUACGCAAGCGGUGCGGCAGCUCAAACAGCGCUUAAUAGACUUCACUACAUUAAAAGUCCCCGACACGACGAAACCCUUCGACUUAUACACAGAUGCCUCUGGUUAUGCGAUCGGAGCAGUUCUGGAACAAGACGGCAAAGCCAUCGGCUUCCUCAGUCAAGUCAUGAACCCCACGCAACAGCGAUACUCGAUCUACGAUCAGGAACUCUUGGCGUUGGUCAUGGCACUGUGGUCGCAUUUGCUCCGUGUCUCCAAGGUAACGGCUUACACUGAUCAUCAAGCUCUCACCCAUCUCCAACGACUCCAAGCAUCGAAGCCUUUGCGCGGACGCACCGCCCUGUGGCUGGACUUUCUUGCGGAGUUCCCGGAUUUGCACAUCGCGUAUGUUCAAGGAGCGCGCAAUCAAGUUGCCGACGCCUUGUCUCGCCGUCCCGGUCUUCCUAACACCUGCUCGCACGACACACCAUCGGUACCACUGAUGCUCGCAAUAGGACAGGCGAGCGCGGCUCCCCGCUCUCGUGGUCGGCCUCCCGCCUACAGGGAGCUCGCCGGAAUUCGUUCGCGACGACCUAGACGACGCAGCCUGCCGUCCGCACCUUCACCGUCGCCGCCGGAACCCAACCCAGAAGCGGAACACCCUACCCCUACAACGAAGACACCAGCUGCCCCUCCUGAUGUGCGCCAAUGGCCGCAAGCUUACUCGAAGUGUCCCGUUUUUCGCGUUCCCUACAAAGCCGCAGCAAGCGAACCACGAGAAGCUCUGCAAGUAGAGUUCCGUAAUCGCCAAUUCACCUUUCGCUACGUAGAGCCUUACCUACACAUCUGCGUUCAUGGACUGUGGCGCAUCUGGGUCCCACAAUUCCCUGAGUUCCUUACUCACGUUCUGCAUUCACAUCACGACCGUGUCACAGCCGGCCAUCGAGGCCAGAAGAGGACUUUUGCGGCUCUCAGCAAGCACUACUACUGGCCAGGAAUGCGCGCCUACACUACUGCUUAUGCUGAGUCAUGUACCCACUGUCGCGCUUCAAAGUCUAUUAACCAGAAGCCUGCAGGCCUUCUUCAACAGUUGCUCAUUUCUCCUCGUCGAUGGGCGCAC
Molecule: messenger RNA, 3249 nt
Organism: Eimeria necatrix
Lineage: Eukaryota; Apicomplexa; Conoidasida; Eucoccidiorida; Eimeriidae
Exons: 4
Biological process (GO): proteolysis
Molecular function (GO): aspartic-type endopeptidase activity
Source: RefSeq, a predicted model, not a curated record